Molecule: messenger RNA, 1813 nt
Organism: Stylophora pistillata
Lineage: Eukaryota; Metazoa; Cnidaria; Anthozoa; Scleractinia; Pocilloporidae
Product: tetraspanin-31
Cellular component (GO): membrane
Source: RefSeq, a predicted model, not a curated record
AAUCGCCAUUUUGGAUUAAGAUCAUCAUGUGAUUAGAAAGAUCCUUGGGUCGAAAGUGUGAUUCUGGAGAAAAUACUUGAGGAAGAAAGGAUCGAUGAUGGGGUUUCGUUGUUAUAGGCUGGGAUUAAUAUUUUUCAACAUCAUAUAUUUGAUCAUAGGCUUUGUUCUUAUACUUUGUCCAAUAUACUCCAAAGUUGCAGAAGUUUUCACCAGCUGGUCUAUUGUUGGGGGUACGAUAGCAUGUGGAGUGUUCAUUAUGCUGGUUGCUGCAGCUGGAAUAUAUGGUGCCGUCAAACAUCACCAGAUAAUUCUUUUCUUCUUUAUGGCAAUCAUGUUCCUAUUGUUCAUCAUUCUAUUUUCUGUGUCUGUGGCUGCACUCUCCAUAUCAUCAAACCAACAACGUGAAGUUCUAGGACAUGCUUGGGAAUCUGUCAGUAACAAAACCAAAGGAGAGGUUCAGAGUGCUGGAGACUGCUGUGGUUUUAAUGACACACUGAAGAAUAACUCUAGAGAUCAUCCCUCGUGUUCAGAGCUUCCUUGUUGUAAAUCAAAGAAAUAUACCUGUUCUGAAUGUUCUACUUGCUAUGGCUACCUAGAGGAAAAUGGCUUGGACACAUUAAAGGAAGCAGUGGGAGGAAUUGGUCUCUUCUUUAGUUUUACAAUGUUUUUGGGAAUUUACUUGGCAUUCCGAUAUAGGCAUCUUAAAGAUCCAAGAGCAAAUCCCAGUGCAUUUCUAUGACAGUGUAAACAAGACCUGAAGGCUAUGAGACAAUUGCCAGAUUUAUGUCAGCUUCAGCACCAAGAAGGUUCUUUGUUAUCAAAGCUGUGAACAGUCUCAAAGUCUGUGGAGUUUACAAAAUAUAGAGUGUUUUUCAGAGCCAUACGGGGUGAUAUACAGUCAAUCAUUUAUAGGAUAAAUUAAACCACAUUGGACAACAAAACUAACCAAGUUUUCUUUAAAACACAUUCUUAACUUUUAUCAUGGUCAUUGUCAGCACUAAUGUUGUUCUUUAAUUGCCUCACAGUAUUGAUUGAAAAUAAGUGUAGAUAAGAAGGGAAGAAAAUCUCUGAAACUGCAAACUUAUGUGUCCAUCAACUCAGAGCCUCAAAAACAACACCCUCCCCUCCCUCCCCUCCCCUCCCCAGGGAUUUUAACUUUUGAAGAUAAGUUUUUUUACAAUUUUCCCCAGUGCAAAAAAAGGCAUAAACUGCCCCACUCAAGCACAGUCUUUUAUCACAUGAUUCUUUGGGUGAUCAACGCAUGUUGUAGAAUUUAGUAAAGUCAGGUAUUCAUGUGUAUGUAUAAGUCUUGUAUUCUGCUGGAUCAAAUGUCCCACUCCACCUAGGCAAAAUUUAACUUCCCUACCUCACAGCACAGGUGACAGUCAAAUGCCUGUGGGUUGUCGAGGGGGUGGGGGGGUUGAAUGUUGAAGCUUUGAAUUGAUUGGCACUUUUCAGUGGCAGCUGCACAACCUUAUAGUAUCAUUUCUGAGUGAAUCUGUAGAAUCAACCCAAAGUGGAUAUUAGUGCAAAACCAUUCAUAAGAUAGUGAGCUCAUUUGCAAGUGGAUGAAAUUUCAUUUUAAAAUGAAAGAAUUAUUUCAAGUAUUGAUUUUAAGAAUUCAAAAUAGACUGAAGGUAAUUUGGAGCUGGUUCAUUUAUUUGCUUACUUGUACCUCUUACAAAUACAUCUUAACAGGAAAAAAGAAUGAUAAUGACUUUUAUUAGUAUAAUGGACUACAGUGGAACCUUGAUUAUCCGGAUUCGUUGGGACUAGACAAAAUAAUCAAAAAUAUGAAUAUUAAUGAGGGACA